Messenger RNA from Toxorhynchites rutilus septentrionalis, 2537 nucleotides. RefSeq names its product elongator complex protein 2 (gene Elp2). The transcript is spliced from 5 exons. Bases 111 to 2468 code for a protein of 785 amino acids. Gene Ontology annotation, cellular component: elongator holoenzyme complex. The record is from RefSeq and is a predicted model, not a curated record. Gene Ontology annotation, molecular function: protein binding. Gene Ontology annotation, biological process: tRNA wobble uridine modification. NCBI's taxonomy places the organism in Eukaryota, Metazoa, Arthropoda, Insecta, Diptera, Culicidae.
ACAAAAACAAACAUUGCGUGUUGAACACGUUGGGUGUUCUCAAACAGAGUUCGAUAUAACCGAGAAUUAAUUGCAUUGCUUAUAUUAUCGAUGCUGAUAUUGAAUCCAGGAUGGAAAUAAAGAAUCUUUACACAUCCGUGGCCUGCAAUCGUACACCAGGAGCAUUAGACUGGGGCCAAGAUGGUCUCAUUUACUACGCUGCGUGUCAUGCGAUUUCAGUUUUUGACCCCAAUUUUCACGGUUCAUCCAAAAUUAUUCAAACCCUAAGUGGUCAUAAAGCUCGCGUAAAUACCGUUAAAAAACUUAACGCUCAUUCAAACGAGACUUCAGUUGAUCUGAUUUCCGGUUCGGAUGAUGCUACUUGUAUCCUAUGGAACACUCGAGAUGCAUUGCAGCCCAUCAAGCAUAGGUUGCAGGGGCACACCAAGGGAAUUACCCAUGUUGCCGCCAUCUACCAACAUGAAAACCUAACUGUGGCCACAGGAUCGGUUGACAGCAGCAUUAAGCUGUGGCGAAACGAUGGUCAGGCGUUUAAGUGUUUCCAAACGAUUGAUCUGAAAACAAGCUUCUGCUUCGCGUUGAAAUUUCUCCAGCUGCCCGGAUCUGAGUGCCUGAUGCUUGCGUAUGCUUCGGAUAAUGAUGCGAUAAAUUUGUGCACUGUCUCGAAUGAUGAAUUCGUUCCGGUGGAGAAGCUAACGGGUCAUUCUGAUUGGGUGCGAGGAUUGGAUUGCGUGGAGGAUGUGGACAGUGAAGAUUUGCUGCUGGCCAGCUCAUCGCAGGACAGUUUUAUUCGGCUGUGGAGAAUAUCCAAGCGGGAGCAUAUCGAAGCUCAAAAAUCAUUCGAAGAGUUUUCUGCCGAUGAAGAUAUCGUAUUGGAGGAGAGAGUUUUUAGUGUGACACAUCAAGGAAGCAGUUUCUUCUACGCUCUAUCGCUGGAAUCGGUUUUGCAAGGUCAUGAAGGAUGGGUUUAUGGGGUUCAUUUUCACAAACAAGGCUCGAAUCUUCGCCUGCUUUCCAGUUCGAUUGAUAAAACAUUGAUAGUUUGGGCUCCUUCCGAGUCGGGCAUCUGGUUCGAGAGUGUAAGAGUUGGAGAGGUUGGCGGAGGUUCUCUUGGGUUUUAUGGGGGAAAGAUGUCACCGGAUGGUCGGGCCAUUCUAGGUCAUGGAUUCCAAGGGAGUCUUCAUUUGUGGCAUCAAGAUAAGGCAGACGACAAACUUUGGACUCCUGGAAUUAUAGUGGGAGGGCACUUUGAGUCAGUUCGAGAUUUAACUUGGGAACCGGAAGGCCAGUUUUUAGUAACGCUUUCUGCAGAUCAAACCACAAGAAUACAUGCCGGGUGGAAACGGGAUGAUGCAAACGAAAGUACUCAAACAUGGCAUGAGAUCGCACGACCUCAAGUUCAUGGCUAUGACAUGCAGUGUUUGUGUAUGCUAUCAAGGUAUCGAUUUGCUAGUGGGGCAGAGGAAAAGAUCGUUCGGAUAUUCCAAGCACCGGGAAAUUAUGUAGAAAAUUUGCGGCAGCUUUGUGGGAUUACGAGCGAUUCUGAAGGGGACAACAUUCUUAAAACCACACCGAAAGGAGCCUCAGUACCGUCACUAGGUCUUUCCAAUAAACCUGUUUAUAAUAUCGAAGCUGAACGUGAAACAAAACACGUUAAGGACAUCUAUCCGGAGCACUAUUUUACCCCGGCAAGUAUGGAAACACCUCCGACGGAGGAAACUCUGAUGCAGAAUACGUUGUGGCCGGAGAUGCAGAAGCUUUACGGACAUGGUUAUGAAAUCUAUGCAUUAGCGGCUACAUCGAACGGAAGAUUUCUAGCAUCUGCAAGUCGCGCAACGUCCACUGAACACGCCAAAAUUCUCAUAUGGAACACUGCAACGUGGAAGAUUAUUCAAAAACUCGAGGCACACCAACUCACGGUCACCCAGAUAGCAUUCGCCCCUAACAAUGCCCUGCUGUUGGGUGUUUCGAGGGAUCGAACUUUGUCGGUAUUUGAGAAUAAGGUCACAGACGACGGAGAUUGUGAUUUUCAGCUUAUUACUCACACCAACAAAAAAACGAGUGUCCACACACGGAUCAUUUGGUGCUGUGAUUGGUCACACGACUCGUUACAUUUUUCCACGGGAUCACGCGAUGGAAAGGUGGUCCUGUGGGGACGUGAUGAGUCUGCUGCGGGUCUGUAUGCCAGCCAAGCGGUGAUCGAACUCAAAGGAGAAUCAGUCACUGCUGUGGCAUUCGCCAAACAGAAAAUUGAGGAUGAUCGAUACCUGGUGGCGACUGGGUUGGAAACGGGCAUCGUUCAUUUGUAUGCGGUUCGGCAGGACUGGAAGUUGCUAGUCAAGAUAGACCAUUCGUGUGGUCACCAUUUGACGGUAAAGCGUCUUGCUUUCAAACCUUCUAGCAGUAAAAUUCAGCUUGCAAGCUGUGGAGAGGAUAAUUUGGUUCGAAUAUACGAUAUUUGUUUUUAGUAAAACGCUAAUACUAAACAUCUACGUCUAUGUGUAUUGAUUCUAUCCGACAGAACGAUUUUAAUCCGA